This is a messenger RNA of Python bivittatus (Burmese python), 735 nucleotides long. Lineage: Eukaryota; Metazoa; Chordata; Lepidosauria; Squamata; Pythonidae. The record is from RefSeq and is a predicted model, not a curated record.
CCCCCUGACCAUGGGUGCCCAGCUGGAGUUCUGCACCGAGGUGAUCAAGGCCCUGAAGAAUGGCGGUGCCCAUCUGGACUUCCGAACCCGCGAGGGGAUGACGGCUCUGCACAAGGCCGUCCGAUGCCGGAACCACACAGCCCUGCGGACGCUGCUAGACCUGGGUGCCUCUACGGAUUACAAGGACAGCCGUGGAUUAACCCCUCUGUACCACAGUGCCAUGGUAGGGGGAGACCCCUACUGCUGUGAGUUACUCUUGCACGACUACGCCAAGGUGGGUUGCAUCGAUGAAAACGGCUGGCAAGAAAUCCACCAGGCCUGCCGCUACGGACACGUUCAGCAUCUGGAGCACCUCCUUUUCUAUGGGGCUGACAUGACUGCACAGAAUGCCUCUGGAAACACUGCCCUUCACGUCUGCGCACUCUACAACCAGGAGAGCUGCGCCCGGGUUCUCCUCUUCCGGGGAGCCAGCAAGGAGAUCCGGAACUACAACAGCCAGACGGCAUUUCAGGUGGCCAUCAUUGCGGGGAACUUUGAGCUGGCCGAAAUCAUCAAAACCCACAAGGAGUCCGACGUUGUGCCUUUCAGAGAAACCCCGAGCUACACGAAGAGGCGACGGAUCGUCGGGGCGGGCGGCCUCUCCUCCCCGCGCCUGCUGCAGCGGUCUGCCAGCGACAACAACUUGAAGUCCGAGAGCCGCCCGUCCUACCCCCCGGUGCCCUCGCUCCGCGGCCU